AUGGCGGCUGCCUCGUCGGCGCAGCACGUCGAGCUGCCCAGGGACCUGGCCAUUCAAAUACACCGCGUCCUCAGCAUACCUCCCGCCCCUGCCUCGUCCGCCGCGGUCGCUACCCCAGCACCGUCUUCGACACAGUCGACGUCGAUCACUGACGCGAUGACGACGACGACGACGACGGCGACGGCGACGGCGUCAACGGCGGAGCCCCCAGCCUGGACCGAGCCGCAGCCGCUGGAAGCCCAGCUAGACGACCUCCUGCUGCAGCACCAGCCCAUCACCGCCCGCUCCCUCAGCCUCGUCCAUGCAAAGCUCAGGCACGAGAUCCAGUCAUGCCAGCACAACAUCGACCGCCUCACUGCCCAUCUCGAGCACGAGACCGACCCGGCCCGCAUGGCCGACGUCCAGGCCGCCAUCGCCGCCCUCCUCGGGCAGCUCAACCUGAUCCGCGAAAAGGCCAGGGAGUCGGAAAACGUCGUAAAGGAAAUCACCCGCGACAUCCGCAGCCUCGACGUGGCCAAGCGCAACGUCGUCGCCAGCAUGACGGCCCUCAAACGCCUCCAGAUGCUCGUCAACGGCGUCGAUCAGCUCGACCGCCUCACCGAGACCAAACGCUACCGCGAGGCCGCCUCGGCCCUCCAGGCUGUAAAGGCGCUCCUCGACUUCUUCCAGAGCUACCGCGGCGUCGAGCGCAUCGCGGCGGCCUGGAAGCAGGUAAACGACCUCCAGACCCAGCUGCGCGCAUCCGCCAUGCACGACUACGAGCAAUUCUUCCUCCACGACCCAGGCCGCGCCGUCCGGCAGACGGGCCUUGCCGACGCCGCCCUCGUGCUCGACGCCGUCGGCCUCGACGCCCGCAACGCCCUGAUCGAGUGGUACUGUGCCCUCCAGCUGCGCGAGUACCGCCGCAUCUUCCGUGCCACCGACGAGGCGGGCCAGCUCGACAACGUCUCGCGCCGCUUCGCCUGGUUCCGCAGGGUGCUCAAGACCCACGACGACGAGCACGCGCCCGCCUUCAUCAAGGCGUGGCAUGUCGACCGGUGGCUCGUUCGCAAGUUUGCCGAGAUCACGACCGAGGACCUGCAGAGUGUCCUGGUCCGCGAGCAGGGCCGGCUCAACGUGGCCACGCUGCUCGAGGCGCUCAACGCCACGCUCGACUUUGAGGUGGCCAUGAGCCGCAAGUUUGGCACGCCAUUCGAGGACGUCGUCGCUCCGCCCGGCGUGCCAUCCAAGCAGGCCAGCGGCCCGGCCGCCUCUGGCUCGCAGCCCGCACCGUCGCCCACGCAGCCAAAGGCCAAGGGCCAGACGCUGUCGUCGGUCUUUGACCCGCACCUCAUCGUGUUCGUCGAGGCCCAGGACCGAACCCUCGCGGAAAUGUUCCAGGCCUACCGCCGCCAGGGCGCCUCGCUGUCGUCCGACGGAGGCGGCCGCAGCGGCGGAUUCGGAGCGGACGGCCUGUUCGGCCCUUCGAGCACCGGUGGCGGAGACCCGACCGCCCCGGGUGGAGGCGGCGAUAGCUCCGGCCGCGCGGGCGGCGAUGCGGCCACGGUGCUGCCGUCGUCGACCGAGAUGUUCUACUUCUACCGACAGACGCUCGAGCAGUGCGCGCGGCUCAGCAACCGCGAGCCGUUCCAGGAACUGUACAACGUGUACCGCAAGUGGCUGCGGAUCUACGCCGACGACGUGCUGCGCGCUGCCCUGGUGCGCCACGACGGCCCGGCGGCGCGACGGUCGAUCGACGUGCGGCCCAACCUGGGCGACCUGCAAAAGUGGUGCCUGGUGCUCAACACGGCCGACUACUGCGCCUCGACGUCGAGCCAGCUCGAGGACAAGAUCAAGGAAAAGAUCCACGCCGACUUCCGCGCCGGCGUCAGCCUCGAAGAGGAGCGCGACGUCUUCACCACGCUCAUCUCGCACGCGGUGCAGACGCUGGCGAGGGAGUUUGAGCUGUGCUCCGAGCCCAUCUGGAACGCCAUGCUGCGGCCGCAGCCUCCGAACGGCACGCCCUGGAACCAGCUGCGCCAGGCCGGCAGCGGUGGUGGCGGCGGCGGCGGCAACGGGCUUCCCUCGGCGUACGUGGGCGAGCUGGCGUCGCUGCUCGAGCAGGUGGGCGUCGUGGUGCGGCAGGACACUGAGAACAAGCGCUUCGUCCGCAGCUGGUGCGACAAGGUCGUGGCGGUCGUCACGGGGCGCUUCACCAACGUCGUGGUGCGGCUGCGUCCGAUUUCGCCCGUCGUCGCCGAGCAGCUCACCGUCGACCUCGCCGAGAUCCGCAAACGACUCGAGGCGCUCCCGCGCUACCCUUCGGACGACGCGUGGGGCCUUCCCGGUGGCGGUGCGGCGGCGUCGACGUCGACCGCCGCAGCGUCGUAUCGGCGGUACGUGUCCAAGGCGACGGGGCGCAUCGAGACGCUGCUCCGCAUCAUUAUGGCUCCGACCAGCACCGCCUCGGGCUCGGCGAGACCAUCGACGACGGCAACAGAGCCGUCGAGCCAGGACAACCAGGGCGUCGUCGCACCGGGUCCGCCCGUCGAUCUCAUCGAGACGUACCGCCGCCUGGUCGGGGAUCGGAGCUAUUCCAACUUCCAAAAGGUGCUCGACCUCAAGGGACUCCGCAAGGUCGAGGCAAACGAGCUCCUCGAUCGCUUCCUCCAGGACGAUCGACCUGCUUCCUCAUCGACGCCCUCCCAUGCCGACGAUGUAGGCGGAGGUUCGGCAGAAGCAGCGGCGGCGGCGGCGGUGGCGAGUGGCGACGAGUCCGAGUGGCUGACCAGGCUGGACAUGGACGGCUCGGCAUCCCAGUCCAUCCUCGCCGCGGUGCACUUUGACGGAACCGCUACGCCGCCGACGAGGGGAAGCCUGCACCUCGGUCGAUCGGGAAGCGGUCUGUUCGCCAGCGGCGGCGGCGGCGAUCUGGGCCGAAACACGCCCCCGCACGGCGCAGCAAGCGGCGGCGGACAGGGCGGACUCGGCGGACAACAGCAGGAUGGUAUUGCGGCUGCGGCGGGGAGCAGGGCACUGAGCGAUCUGAGGAGGUUCAAGAGCAUGUUUGGCGCCGCCCUCGGCGCGGCUGGCCGCAGGGAUGGAGGGGGGGGAGCUGGCAGCAGCGGUGGCGGUGGGUGGUAG
Pseudozyma flocculosa PF-1 is the source of this 3123-nucleotide messenger RNA. RefSeq lists its product as uncharacterized. Lineage: Eukaryota; Fungi; Basidiomycota; Ustilaginomycetes; Ustilaginales; Ustilaginaceae. The record is from RefSeq and is a predicted model, not a curated record. Gene Ontology annotation, cellular component: GARP complex. Gene Ontology annotation, biological process: retrograde transport, endosome to Golgi. Bases 1 to 3123 code for a protein of 1040 amino acids. The transcript has a single exon.